AGGCGAUCAAAGGUUUUAUGAAACAGUCCAUCAUUCUGACUUUAGUAUUGUAGCGAUAUUCGUGCAUCAAACACAGAGUUAUAUUUGGUGUGGUAAAAUGCAUUCGACUGAUAGCAGUUAUACCAGUCCAUCGUUAGAUCUAAAAAAUAUGUGCAUACAGCGCAUUUGCUGCAUAUCGCAAUAAAAACCACUGCAAUAAACGUUAUCUGUUAACAGCCUGCCUGUAUAAAUUCAACAAAAAUGCCGUUCUGUAUGAAGUGUUUGCAAUGCGUUCCCCAACGAUGGAUCAUCGCAGUUAUGGGAUUUUUCGCAUUUUUCAAUGCUUAUACAUUGCGUGUAUGCCUGUCCAUAGCAGUUACGCAAAUGGUUGUAUUACGGAAGGAUACCAAUAAAGAAUCACUCGAUGAGACGUGCCCGGAAUUUGGUGAAAAUCCCUUGAAAAAUACUACAAUUACUGCUGCAGUUCGCAGUGGAGGAACUUUCGAGUGGAGCGAAUAUACACAAGGCAUCAUCCUUUCAUCGUUUUAUUGGGGCUAUGUCAUCACACAUAUUCCAGGAGGCUUGCUAGCUCACAAAGUUGGGCCGAAAUAUACGUUGGGAUUUGGUAUCUUAAUUACUGCCAUACUUACGGUCAUCACGCCAACCGCUAUUCAGUGGGGAGAUGCCCAGGCUUUGAUAACCGUACGGUUUCUGAUGGGUUUGUGCGAAGGUGUGAUCCAGCCUGCAAUGAGCUGUCUGCUGUCCCAAUGGAUCCCACCUCAAGAGAGAUCUGUGAUCGGUUCUUCGGUUUACGUCGGGAUAAGGUUCGGAAUAGUCAUUUCAUCGGUAAUAUCCGGUUUGAUCAUGGGCAAAUCGAGCGGUAACUGGCCAUCCAUAUUUCAUUUAUUCGGUGCCAUCGGUAUCGUAUGGUUCGUAUUCUGGAUGAUUUUGGCUUACAACAGCCCUCGGGAGCAUCCUUUCAUAACGGAGAAAGAAAAGUCAUACCUGAAUGCUCACAUGAGCAGUCAUACCCACGAGAAUCCGGCACCUUUUCCCUGGAAACGCGCGCUCACGUCUAGACCGUUUCUGGCCUUGAUCGUAAUGCAGUCUGGUCAAGAUUGGUGCAGUUAUACGAUCAUGUCCGAUUUGCCCAAAUAUAUGCACAGCGUGCUGAAGCUACCAGUGUAUCUGAACGGUUACGCCUCGUCCAUGCACCAGAUAGGUUCGUGGCUGUUUUGCAUGCUCAUGUCUUGGCUUUCCGAUUGGUUGGUGGCGAAGGACCACGCGACGAUAACGACGGUUCGAAAGAUGAAUACAGCCAUUUCCAGUCUGGGACCCGGCUGUCUGUUGGUAGCAGCCAUGUACGCUGGAUGCAACGUGGCCGCUGCGAUAACGCUGAUAACCAUAGGAUUAACACUGACUGGCAGCGCAGUGCCAGGAAUAAAAGUCAACGUGCUUGAUCUCAGUCCUAAUUAUGCUGGAACUCUGAUGGGCAUAUCGAACGGUAUUGGGGCAGUUACCGGUGUUCUCGCGCCUUAUACGGUAGGUGUACUGGCAACCAACCAGACUCUGAGCGAAUGGCGACUGAUCUUCUGGAUAGUGGCUGGUGUAUCGCUUGCGACGACUUUGAAUUUUCUCUUUAAUGCUAGUGGCGAAGUUCAAGACUGGAAUGAUCCGACGGUCCGGAAAAGUAAGAAGACUAAGAAAGCUGGCGCGGAAGAGGAUGUAAAUCUUCUGACGAUAAAGGAAAAUAAUUAACCUAAAUGAUCUCAUUUUUAAAAGUGCGAUCGGUUGUAAUUUCAUCAUUAGUUAUAAAGACAUGUUAAACGAAGUAUUUACUUGUAAUAUUUUUGCAAAAGCAUAGAAAAUAUUGUACAAUUAUUUUAAAAAGGUUGUUAUACGCCACACGUGAUUGUAUUCCUGUAAACGAUCAAUCGAAUAAUAAGUUUGGAAAAUUUCUUUUGCAAACAAGAUAGUAAGAUUAUAUUCUCAUCAACAAGAGCCGCUUGUAAAUAGUAUUCAUUACCAUAUCUUCACAAAUAAUUAUUGCAUGGAAACUCAAAUGAUACUAUUUUGCAUUAUUUAAUCAAUAAACAGAUUAUCCGCA
This is a messenger RNA of Nasonia vitripennis (jewel wasp), 2086 nucleotides long. RefSeq names its product putative inorganic phosphate cotransporter. Gene Ontology annotation, molecular function: transmembrane transporter activity. Bases 241 to 1737 code for a protein of 498 amino acids. The record is from RefSeq and is a predicted model, not a curated record. Lineage: Eukaryota; Metazoa; Arthropoda; Insecta; Hymenoptera; Pteromalidae. Gene Ontology annotation, cellular component: membrane. The transcript has 3 exons. Gene Ontology annotation, biological process: monoatomic anion transport; transmembrane transport.